AUUGAAUAUAAAACAAUUUUCAUGCUGUCAAUGAUAACCCAUCCUCUGCUUCGCGUGGCAUGUGUCACUAUCCAAAGAUGGGUAAAUCCAACGAGAUCAACGGACAACACUCCUUCACUCCUGAGCUAAUUGACGCUAUUUUUAAAACCGUACGCAUUGUCUCUUUUGCUUUAAUAUAAACGAACAUUUAUCCCAUCGACGAUAUAAAAAGGAAACAUGAUCUUUCCUUUUUUUUUUCUUUCUCAUUCUGCUCUUCAUCCUGCAUCCUUUUAUUAUUCAUAAAUUGGCGUCCUCUCUUAUUCUCUAUAUAUCGUAUUGACGCCAAAAUAAUCAUCAUCUACUCUUUACAUAAAAAUCCAUUUAUCCGGCACCUUUACAUAAAUUAUCCAUAAUUCAUAUCUAAUAUACAUCCAUUACGACCAUGGUCAAGUUCCUUAGUUCCUCUAUCACGGUCCUGGUCAUGACCAUCGCUGCCACUCAUGCUCAGACACAGACGGCGACGACUGCUUCUGCACCUGCACCUGCUACAACCACAGGUGCCACGAUCAAAUAUCCAGCUGCCAACCAGAUCCCCCCUGUAGACUCACCUGAAGUCCAAGCAUGGCUCAAGGAGAUCGACUUGAGUGGCGCACCCAAGAUUCAGCUCCACAAGGGUUCUCCCCCAUCUUGCCCUAACCCCCCCAUCCCUGAUGAGUGUUACUGGACUUGCGAUGGGUGCUCUGCUGACGACAUUGUCUCUUGUCCUCGUGAGAACACCUGGGGCUUGACAUUUGAUGAUGGUCCUUCCCCUGACACCCGAGAAUUGUUGGAUUACCUCAAGCAGCAACAACUUUCUGCGACGUUUUUCUUGAUUGGCUCCAAUGCGGCUCAGUACCCUGAUAUUGUUAAACGUGAGGUUGCGGAGGGUCAUCAUUUGGCCUCUCAUACUUGGUCUCAUCACGCUCUUACGACCUUGACCAAUGAACAGAUCGUGGCCGAGAUGAAGUGGACUGAAAAGGCUGUGAUGGAUGCCACCGGUCUCAGACUUAAGUAUAUGCGUCCUCCCUAUGGUGAUAUUAACAACCGCGUUCGUUUCGUACUCAAGAAACUGGGUUAUAUUCCUGUGGAUUGGACUGGGGAUGAAUUUGAUACAAAUGAUUGGCAGAUGCCCGAUACAAUGACCGAAUCUCAGGUCAUCAAGACUUUUGAGACCUCAUUGAAUGACUAUGCAAAGACCAACCGUUCAACUGGAUUCUAUUGUUUGGAACAUGAUUUGAACUCUCUGACGGUCGGUGUGGCUCAAAAGUUGAUUCCUUUGGGACAAAAGUUGAAUAUCUCCAUUGCUUCCGUUCCAGUCUGCCAGGGCGAUGCCCAGCCUUACCAGGCUGGAAGCACGGCUCCCAUGCCCUCCAUCAGUGGGGUGACUCCUAACACUACUGUCACUGCAACCGUUUCUAUUACCGAGUCGGGUGCUUCUGCUACUCCUUCCGUUACCAAGAGCGGAUUGUCUAGUGGGGCUGUUGAGAACCGUGUCAGCUCAGGUGCUGUCUUGGCAAUGGUUGGUGCUGUGGUUGCAGGGCUGGUCCUUGCAUAAACAAAAGAAUAUAGUAUACGAAGGGAUGGUUUAUAUUGUAGAAUAUUUAAAAUAUGAAUCUGACAAAUGAAUAAAAAAAACGCACUAAAAGAUAUAUGUUUAUUAUCCGUCUAUGUUCGUUGUUCUGAAGUUUUCUUUUCCCUGACGUUUCCUGGUAUUGUGUUGCUCAAGAUUGUAUAUAUAUACCUAACAAUUCAAAUGGAGUAGAGCAAGUGGCUUUAUGUCCAAUGUCCACCAAAAUGUAUUUAUUGAAGAAUAGAAUAUGAAU
Lobosporangium transversale is the source of this 1841-nucleotide messenger RNA. RefSeq lists its product as hypothetical. Lineage: Eukaryota; Fungi; Mortierellomycota; Mortierellomycetes; Mortierellales; Mortierellaceae. The record is from RefSeq and is a predicted model, not a curated record. Gene Ontology annotation, molecular function: chitin deacetylase activity. Bases 422 to 1573 code for a protein of 383 amino acids. The transcript has 2 exons. Gene Ontology annotation, biological process: carbohydrate metabolic process. Gene Ontology annotation, cellular component: membrane.